AAGGCGGUACUUUUCGAACAUAACGUUCCCACAACCAGCAGUACACAUCGUUCGAAACACCGCUGCACCGCCAGUUGUUGUAAUAAUCCUACAAGCUCGUCGUCCGUGGAUGGCUUUUCGAGAAUAAUAAAAUUAAAAAAACAUACAAAAUUUAUUCGAAGCGAAAACAAAAUAAUAAUAACGCUGUUCGACGAGUUUUAUUCAAUUUGUUUUUGUUUUUUUGUUUUUCGGUGUAAAUAUACCUAAUUUUUCUCGGUGCUAUUUGGUGCAGAAUUUUGAUCAUUUUUUUUUUGUUCUCUUUUAUUUAUUGAGUUUUUUCGGUGUGAUAAAUGAUCAAUAUACUUCUCGAGUGUCGUGUUUCCUCGAUCAUCAUUCGCUGCUGUUCCGAUACGUAAAAUGAUCGUGCAAAGAAUUCAUUACUGAUGCUGAUGUUAUAAUCUGUCAUUUUUUUCGGUAUAUAGUGUUCGAUUUAUUCGGAUCUGUGCUUGCGAGUAUUACGAGUAUUGUUUUUCUCCAUCGAAACCACGUUGUGACCGCAGCAAUCAUUCCAAUGAUGGUUUUGGAAUCGGGGGUGCUGCCUCCACCUUUAAGACUAUACGCUGCAGCAGCCGCAGCCAACGGAAAUGGUGCGAAUAACGCGUGUUUCCAGCCGAAUCCUUUAUUGCCACCGCAUCCGUUAUUUCCUCAUUUUGCGGCCAGGUUUCCGAUGACUUUGGCGGCAGGAUUUGCCGGACUGCCACCUUUUCUCAAUCAUCAAGGCUCCGCUUCGAGAUUCGGAGCAGCUAAUCAGAUACUUUCGUCGAGGAAUUUGGAGCUGAAUAUUAACGCCAAUAAUGUCAACAGGCCGGAUAUGUCAAUGCAGAGGAAGAAACAAAGGCCUUACGUUGCAUCUCCAACCAGUGACGAUAGCGCUUCCGAAGAUCAUUCGCCCAAAAAAGAUGUUUGUUUUUCAGAUUCAGACGGAGUCAUGUUAUCAGAUGAUGUAUCCAGUAAAAGACGCAGAUCCAGGACCAAUUUCAAUAGUUGGCAGUUGGAGGAAUUAGAAAGGGCUUUCUUGGCCAGUCAUUAUCCAGAUGUGUUCAUGAGGGAAGCCCUAGCGUUACGUUUAGACUUGAAAGAAUCUCGAGUGGCGGUUUGGUUUCAAAACCGACGAGCUAAAUGGAGGAAAAAAGAGCACACUAAAAAAGGUCCCGGUAGACCGGCCCACAACGCGCAUCCGGUUACUUGUAGCGGAGAACCGAUCCCGUUAGAAGAGCUACGCCGCAAAGAGCAAGAACGAAGACAGAAGAAACUUUUGAAAAGUCUAGAACGCCAACAAAGAAAGCUAGCCGCCAAAGGAGUAGUCGUAGAUAUGGAUACGUUGCGACGCGAAUGGGAAACGCAGCAAGCUAAAGCCAAAGGAAAUAGUCAGCACAACAAAGACGACCACGAUUCGAGUUGCAACAGUAGUAGCGGUAUAGACAUAUUAAAUCACGACUCUUCCAGUUGUUGUAGCAUGGCCAGCAGCACAUGUACGCGUGAUAUCGAAAUAGACGUCGUCGGAGACGAAGGCGAAGACGACGACGACUGCGACGAUAUCGAUAGUGAUUUCGAAAGAGAAUCCAGACCUGUACCGAACGACGUCAGCAUAGAUUUGACGACAAAUUCGGUCAAUAAAAGCAGAAGACUUAAUCCCUUCAGUAUCGAAUCGUUACUGUCCAGCAAUAGCGGUAUCAGCGUCAGUAUGAUACCUUCCAGCAAUAAUAAUUGUACCAGUAGUAGCAUUACCAACAACAAUAAUAAUAACAACAACAACAACGUCAAUCUGAAUAAUAACAACAACAAUAACAGAAGUGAUAUUAACGAUAUCGAAAACAGUAGCACUAAUUCCGAUAGCAGAUGUGAUAACAGAUCCCUCGAAAAUAUACCCCACAAAGGUACCAGAAUAUACAAAAAUAUUGCAACCAGCAAUUACAACAGUGAGAAACAUAAAUCAGACAGUGUUCGAAACAGUCUCAGCAGUUUAAGUAAUAGUAAUUUUAAUUUUAACGGCCAUUUUAUUAGUUGUAAAAGCGAAUCCGAUAGUUCUAGACUUAAUAAUUACGACGCCGCUAAUACUUAGAUUUUUUAUAAAAACCCAUCGUCGUCGUUUCAUAAUAUUUUGUAUGUAUAAAAAUCCUACGAGUAUAGACCAUCCUUUAAAGAAUCUCAACUUUCAAUUCCAAAGCUAGCAUAGAAUAAAUUUUACUUAACAUAGUCUGUAAACCUAAUGAAAAUAUCUACUUGUAUAAAAUAAAUAUACCGUUAUACAUAAUGGGAAAGUCGAUCGAAGAUUUAAUACCUUUCCAUUCCCUCUUUUUUCAUUUCCUUUUUCUUUCUUUUUUUCUCCCUGAAAACAUAUUAUACAAAGAUCACAUAUCAAUAAUUUUCCGAUUUCUUCUUCUAUUGAUUAGCCAAGUUCCUCUAAAUCGAAAAAUCUGUGAAUUUGAAAAAAUGAUUCGAGAUCAAAAAUUCCCAAGCGGUGACUUCUCUCCUUCAGGAUAGUUGAAAAAUAAUCGUUCGAAUAUAAAAAUUGGAAAAAUUUUCACUUUAGUUAAUAAAAUACGGAAUGACCUCUCUAAUAACUUUUAUUCGCUUUCGUCCAACUGUCCAUUUUUCCACGAGCCUUUCAAUUUUUGGGAAGAGGGAUCUGGUCAAUUUUAAUAAAACCUGGGGGAAAAAUUCAAGGCAGCAAAAAAUACCUACAUGAAUAAGGAAGUUUGAUUUUAAAAGGCACAAAAUAGGACAGUUUUGCAAUUUUGGCAAAAACAGGAUUUAUUUACACUUUUCAUAAAAAAGCAGGAUUCCUCGGAAUUGUGGCAAAAAAAAUCAACAAGAUUUUUGGAAAUUUUGACAAGAACAUGACUUUUUUGAUUGGACAAAAAAAAUAUAUCUAAAGAUUUUUUUCUUGAAAAAAUAUCACCACUUUUUUUCAACUAAAUUAAUUUUCAGAAAGCUUUCCACUCGACCCCCCUCCACCCACACAAAAAAAUUGACGACAGGAAAAUUUUCAAAAAAAAAAAAAAAAAUGAAUUUGGAAGAAGAUUUGUAGGUAUACAGAGUAUUUUUCUAAUUUCAAUCAAAAUGAUUUAAAAAAUGUCAUUUUUAUCAAAAAUAAACUUCCUUUUUCAAUAAUUUAAAGGUUUUUGUCGCGCCUUUGGAUUUUUUCAACCAAUUUUUUCAAUACCUUUUUGACUAAAUUCACUAUUCAUACACUACUUUCACUAUUUGUUAGAUAACCAGGCAUUGAAAAUUUUGAAAAAAAUAGCAUUUUAGUAAUUAUUUUGGAAAAAAAAACCAUUGUUUUGCAACUUUGACAAAAAAAACAUUUUUUUUUUGAAAUUUUAACAAAAAAAAACAGUUUUUGAAAACUUUUACAAACGUUGGUUUUGUAAAAACUUCAACAAAAAGUACCUAUAAUUUCUGAAAAAUUAUGAAAAAAAAUGGAUUUUUGGAAAUUGUAAAAAAAAAACUAAUUUGCUAUCUUGAAAAAAAAAAUAAUGUUUUUUUUGCAAUUUGAACAAAAAGGUACAUUUUUCUACAACUUUAAAACGAACCAAAAAAUUUUGCAGCUUUGAAAAAAAAACAUGGCUCUUUUCAUCAUUUUGUUAAAUUUGCAAUUUUGAAGAAAAAAAAAACUCAAAAAUUUUGGAAAUUUUGAAAAAAAAUAGGAUAUAAUUUUGACAAGAAAUCAGCCGUUUUUUUUGAAAUUGUGAAGAAACACUGGUUUUUAUUGCACUUUGAACAAAAAGGUAGAUUUUUCUACAACUUUGAAAAUGAAGCAAGAUUUUUAGCAGUUUAAAAAAAAACAUGACCCUUUUUAUAAUUUCGACAAAAGAUCAGAUUUUUUUCAAAACUGUGACAAAAAAAACUAGCAAUUAUUUUUGAUUUCAGACAAAACUAUGAUCCCUUGCAAUUUUUACCAGAAUAGAUACAAUUUUAUGCAAUUGGCCAAAAUAUGAUUUUUUUCACCAAAAAAUGGCCUAUUCAACAAAAACAGCACCUUUUUGUAAGUUGAUAAAAAACCAGCCUCUUUCUAAGCGAUUUUGGUCAAUAAUCAUAAGUGACCAAAGACAAACGAUGAAAAGUUUCGAUUGGAGAGGUAGGCGGGUUCUGCGCCAGGAAUAAAAUUUGACAAUUUCAACGAUACUUGAAGCAGGAUUUCUUUGGACAAAUUUUAUAAAAAUAAAUCAGGACAAUAGUACGAAAAGCACAAUAAACAAGUCUGUUAGAGAGGUAACGAGAAGUCACUGCAUUUAUUCGUUCAUUUGUGGACCUUAUUUCGCAAAAGCAUACUUUUGGUUUUCAAUAAUUCUUCAAAAAGAAGCUCAAUUUGACUAUUUCCACGCAAAUUGAAAUUCAUCCGGCAGAACAAAAAAUUUAUCGACAACUUCUUUCAACUUGCUACAUACUUACUUAAUAUCUGUGAUACCUACACUUGAGAAAGAUCGCUUUCAAAGUUCAAAAUCACUCGAAAAUAACUUUCAACAUAUCAUGAAAAUCUUCUACUCGAGCCUUUAUGCAGGCCUGAGAGUCGCCAACACACAAUCACAAUAAUUCACAGUCAGUAACUAAAAUACCCCCAAAACCACAGGAGCGAAAUCACCCGUAUAAAUCCUAAACUGGAAAAUUCACUUACAGAAUCCGAAUCAUAUAAUAUUUCAACGCGUGAUCCUAAUAUCUUUGUUUUUUGAGUUACCUUUUAUAUACGUACUUAUGAAUAGUAAUUGUAUUGAAAUAACAUAUCCGAAAUGUUUAAAUUGUAUACAUAAUUAUUAACGAUAUAAAAUUAUGUCAAUGUAAAUAAUAUAAACUUGUAUGUAGAAUUAUUUCUACGUUCGUAUAAAAAAUUGCGCAUCGCAUGUUACCAUCAAUUUUUAUUAAGCGAAUUUCCCCCGAUAUCGAUUGUAGUACGUACGAUUCGAUUAAGUAUAUUGCUCUCUUAUAUAUCAUGACAAGAAUGUACCAUCAUCAUACGUUAUUUAUGUAUAUUAUAAGCUUUUAUGCCUAUCUCUAGGUAUGUAUUUUCUAGUCGAUAAAGCGCGACCAUCAGUACACAAUAUAGAUUUGUCGCAGCAAUUAUUGGUAGCUCGAAACAUGUAGCCAGGUACUGAUUUGUCGAGAGCAUACGCGAGCAUUUCAUUUUUUUCAAAUUUGCUUUUGUUUAUUGUUUUAUUUUUGUUUGUAUUAUAAGGUGUUUUUUUUGCCAUUUUAUUUAUUUGAUUUUUUUUUUGUCAUUUUAUUUGUACUAAAAAUGACGAUUUGCCCCGAGUAUAAAUAAUACAAAAAUAUGUAUGUUGUUAAUUUUAAUCAUUUUUUUUUUUUUUGUUGUAUGUAUCAAACUCUCUUCUAAUGUAUACCAAAUAACAUUGCGAUUUCCUAUUUAUAUUUUAUACUGAUGUUAUAUCAUAUUUUCGUGUAAUUUAUACAUUACUGUAAUAGAAAAAGUUGACGAAUUAA
Molecule: messenger RNA, 5478 nt
Organism: Planococcus citri (citrus mealybug)
Lineage: Eukaryota; Metazoa; Arthropoda; Insecta; Hemiptera; Pseudococcidae
Product: homeobox protein unc-4-like
Exons: 4
Coding region: 551-2101 (516 amino acids)
Biological process (GO): regulation of DNA-templated transcription
Molecular function (GO): sequence-specific double-stranded DNA binding; DNA-binding transcription factor activity, RNA polymerase II-specific
Source: RefSeq, a predicted model, not a curated record